AUGAAACGGGGGAGUAAUUAUCAUAAGAAUAACUGUGACAAAAUUUGUUUCCUUGAAUAUGUGGUGAAGAGGUACUCAUGGCGCCACCAAAUCGUCUGCUUAGCCAAACAUGGCUAUCGUGCUGUGGUGCCUGACUUGAGGGGUUAUGGAGAUACUACAGGUGCACCCCUUAAUGAUGUUCCAAAGUUCAGUGUCUUUCACCUUGUGGGUGAUAUUGUAGCACUGAUUGAAGCCAUAGCUCCAAAUGAAGAUAAUGUUUUUGUUGUUGGACAUGACUGGGGUGCCACAAUUGCUUGGCAUUUAUGCCUUUUUAGGCCAGAUAAAGUUAAAGCCUUGCUGAAUUUGAGUGUCCAUUUUCCCAGAAGGAACCCACAGAUGAAUAUUGUUGAGAGGGUAAAGGCUUUCUAUGGGGAAGAUUAUUAUAUUUGCAGGUUUCAGGUACCAGGAGAUAUCGAAGUUGAAUUUGCUCCAAUUGGUGCUAAGUCUAUUCUUAAGAAAUUUUUGACGUACUGUCAUUCUGAAUUUUAG
Molecule: messenger RNA, 528 nt
Organism: Capsicum annuum
Lineage: Eukaryota; Viridiplantae; Streptophyta; Magnoliopsida; Solanales; Solanaceae
Product: bifunctional epoxide hydrolase 2-like
Exons: 3
Coding region: 1-528 (175 amino acids)
Molecular function (GO): hydrolase activity
Source: RefSeq, a predicted model, not a curated record